CCCGUCAUUUGUUUUGCUGUUCACAUUUGGUUUAACAUGCUGCAGUGUGUACAACUACGUUAGAGAAACAUAUCUGCAAUCAUCCACCAAUUACGCCAACAAAAUUGAAUGUGGACUUCUAGGGCUUUACGUUUGUGCUGUGGGAACUCUUCAGCGAAUUGCCGAUAUGCCGCUUUUCUUCUCCAGUCUAAUGCUCGGAAUUACACAAACUUCUCCCCUUAUUUGACUAUUUCGUCUUCAAACAUCUCAACUAAAACAAAACAGACAUUUCUGACAAAAACGUCUCUCCCCAUGGACCUAAGAUUACGAAAUAUUUCACUUUUUGGUUCAAAAAAUGAGACGACUGCUGUAAAUGUGACGGAACUUAGCAAUUCAAGUGAAACUGCGAACUCACACGAACUUAACUUUACGAACUAUCCUCCAAGCAGUGAAACAAAUUUAAGUGAAAAUUUGGACGCCUCUGUUUUAGGGGAACAUGUUGAAGUCGUUAGCCAAAGCUUUGCAGAACUUGGACUUGGUGGAUGGGAUUGGCCGCAUCAUUGGAUUCAGAGUAUGCUGGAAUUCCUCAAUGUUCAACUUGGUGUGCCCUGGAUACCUGCAAUUGCAAUUGCAACACUAACUCUGCGUCUUCUUGCUUUACCUGCUUAUAUAAGAAUGAGAUCUUUUAUAGCGCGAUCACAUAACAGUCAGCCAGAACAGAUGCGCUUACAAGCAGCUGCAAAAAGUGCGACAUCAAAAUUGGAGCAACAACGAAAAAUGUUGGAAUAUAUGGAUUUCUUGCGUGAAAAAAAUAUAAACCCUGUUAAAGCUUUGCUUUACCAACUUCCUAUUGGAAUCACCUUUUUAUCUUUUUUCUCUGCCAUGAGAGGCAUGACACAGGCAAAAGUCCCGAGUUUAAUGGAAGGGGGUGCGUUAUGGUUCACCGAUUUAACCAUCGUCGACCCAUAUUUCCUGCUACCCACCCUGUCGUGCACCUCACUAUAUCUACUCUUCCGUUUUGGUGGGGCAGCUACAGAAGUGGGGCCAAUGGCUGAAGUACCUUUUAUGCGAAAAGUGAUUCUGUAUUCUCCGUUUGUAAUGUUGCCAUUCCUGGUUUACCAACCUUCAAUUAUGUUCAUAUUCUGGAUAACGAGUAACACCUUUUCAUUCUUUCUUCUGCAAUUAUUUAAACGGCCAGAAGUAGAAAGGUACUUCGGGAUCCCAAAAAGGGUGGUCCAUCCGAAAGCACUAAUGGAUGAAAUGGCUACAAUGAUGAACCCAAUGAAAAUGAUGCAGAAAAUAAACGAGGAGAGAAGACUCGCUGAGAAUGCGAAGAUGAAGAUUCAGAAACACAUGGAAGAGAUAGAUCGAUUCUCUAAGCAGCAGAAACAAAAGAAAAGUCUUUAGGAAAUUUUAAUAAAUUAUUUAAACGAUUGGGUUGAA
Messenger RNA from Ciona intestinalis (vase tunicate), 1422 nucleotides. Lineage: Eukaryota; Metazoa; Chordata; Ascidiacea; Phlebobranchia; Cionidae. The record is from RefSeq and is a predicted model, not a curated record.